Schistosoma intercalatum is the source of this 2055-nucleotide messenger RNA. NCBI's taxonomy places the organism in Eukaryota, Metazoa, Platyhelminthes, Trematoda, Strigeidida, Schistosomatidae. The record is from the annotation of a GenBank genome assembly.
AUGGAACUAGAAAUAAGAAAACCAGUUAAAAACCAACAACAACAGCAACAACAACCAAAUCAAGGAAAUAAUGAAUUGUUACAUACAACUUCUAGUACAUUAUGCUCAUUUAUGUCAGCUACACCUAAUUGGACAAAUGCUGCAUUAAUUGGUGAACAUUUAUGGAAUGAUACAACUUCUACGGAAACGUGCUAUGUUGAUGAAUCAGAAUGUACUAAAUCUGGAGCGAAAAGGAAAUGCUCUGUUUGUCAUAUUGUUUGUCAUGUAAAUUGUCUUCCAUUGGUUCAGGUAUCAUGUAGACCAACGUUUCGUGAAGCAUUUAUUCAUGAUUAUCGAACAGAAAAAACUUAUACAACACAUCAUUGGGUUAAACGGCGAAAACAGAAUAAAAAAUGUAACCAUUGUGGAAAGUCUUUACAAUCAAUACUGGGAUUUUCUUCUAAAGAAUAUAUAACGAUUCAAUGCACUUGGUGUAAAAUAGGUUAUCAUAAUAAAUCAACUUGUUUUCGUGAAUCAUAUUUCACUGAACCAUGUUCAUUAGGACCAUAUUCAUGUUUAAUUGUUCCACCUGAUUGGAUUAUUAAAUUAACUGAAAGAAAUAAUCACAAAUUAUCCUCCUCUCCAUCAUCAUCAACAUCAACACCAUUAACAUCUAUAUCAAUAUAUCGAUCAAAUAGUUUUGUUACACCUUCAUGUUUAACAAAUUAUAAAUUAAAUUCAUCUCCACUACGUUCUUCAUAUUCUCGUCCAGAUAAUCUUAAUGAUUCAAAUCAAUUAAUUCAGAAUAUAUCAGAACAAUUAACUUCCAUGACAUCUAUAAUAACAAAUGAUGAUGAUAAUAAUAAUAAUAAUAAUAAUAAUAAUAAUAAUAAACAAUCUAUUUCAAUGAGUCAAUCCAAUAUGAUUGAUAUUCAAUCGAAUCUAUCAUUUGUGAUUAAAACAAAUCCAAUCAAUAAUGUUUCUUUAAAACCAUUAUUAGUAUUUCUUAAUCCAAAAUCUGGUGGUAAUCAAGGUAUAAAUUUAUUAAAAAAAUUUCAAUGGUUAUUAAAUCCACGUCAAGUAUUUGAUUUAUCUAAAGGUGGACCAAAAAUGGGUUUAGAAUUGUUCAGUCGUGUACCAAAUCUACGUAUCCUAGUAUGUGGUGGUGAUGGUACAGUUGGUUGGAUAUUUUCUAGUAUUGAUUCAAUGAAUUUUAAUACAAUACCACCAGUUGCUGUAUUACCAAUAGGUACUGGAAAUGAUCUAGCUAGAGCAUUAAAUUGGGGUUCAGGCUAUAUUGAUGAAUCUGUAUCGAAAAUAUUAAACUCGGUUUAUGAAGGUCGUGUUAUUGCGUUGGACAGAUGGCAAGUGAAUAGUGAAGUACGAACAGAUUUUCAAACAACUCAACAACUAACCGACUAUGAAGAUGAUGAUUCCACAAGAAAUAGACCAAUUUCUGAUACAUUACCCUUGAAAGUUUUUAAUAAUUAUUUUUCUCUUGGUGCAGAUGCUGCAACAGCAUUACAAUUUCAUGAAUCAAGAGAAGCAAAUCCUGAAAAAUUCAAUAGUCGUUUAAAAAAUAAAUUAUUUUACGCUGGACUUGGUGGUAAAGAUCUACUUCGACGAAGUUGGCGUGAUCUAUCGGAACAUAUUACACUUAUUUGUGAUGAUGAAGAUUUCACUCCACUUAUCCGUAGUUUGAAACCACAUUGUAUAUUGUUUCUAAAUAUUCCAAGAUAUGGAUCUGGCACCUUACCAUGGGGUCAGCCAACAGAAGAAUUCCAACCUCAAAGAAUUGAUGAUGGAUAUAUUGAAGUCAUAGGUCUUACUUCGACGUCAUUAGCAACUUUACAAAUAGGUGGACAUGGUGAUCGAAUUUGUCAAUGUCGUCGUGUACAUCUUACAACAGAUAUAGUUAUCCCUAUGCAAAUGGAUGGUGAACCAUGUCGUUUAAUGCCAUCAAAAAUUGAUGUAUUCUGUUCACAUCAAGCAUUAGUCAUACAAAAAUUAACACGUUCACCUAUCUCAGCUGUAACGCUUAACGAAUUUUGCGGUCAUUGUAAUUGUUUUGCUUAA